AUGUCUGUGUUAGUGAAUACUUUCUCGAAACAUUCCAAAGAUGUAACAUCAUGCAGUUUUUCACCAAACAGCAAAGUCUUAGCUUCAAGUUCCGGCGACAAAAGCGUGCGACUUUGGAACGUUGAAAAUGGAACAGAGCUGUCGAUUUCACCUUUGCUCGGGCACUCGUAUGGUGUAAAUUCUUGCCGAUUUUCACCGUUUGGAACUCUACUUGCGACCGCUUCAACAGACGGUAAUGUUCAUCUUUGGGAUGUGAACACAGGCUCUGUGGUUGCGGUUUUGCAAGGACACAAAAGUGGUGUUAGAGUUUGUCGUUUCUCCCCAAAUUCACGCUUUCUCGUGACCGGUUCAGCCGAUGAAUCUUUUUGCAUUUGGGAUGUCUCGUCGAAAACAUUAGUCCGUUGUGUGGAGAAGCUAGAAAGUAGCGUUAUGACUUGUUGUUUUACGCCAGAUAGCUUGUAUAUAAUAACAGGUACGAGCAUGGGAGAUUUGAGUAUAUGGGAAGCACAGACCGGUAAAAUGACCAAGUUUUAUGCCGAAGGACAUGAUCUAGGGGUUGCAGACUGCUGCUUUUCUUCAACUUAUGGAUCUGCAAGUAAGUGCCGUUCAGUUUGUUUUUAUGUAUUUGUUCUUCUUCUGAAAGUGUGUUUAAGUCUUAGUUUAUCGUACUAUAAGGCUGGAUAAGGGUGUCUACUUACAGCUGGGAAGGUAUUUAUAUUGAUAACUUCAACCAUAUGAAUUGUUAUGAAGGAUAAUGUACAUGUUCAUCAUGAUUUGCACAUGUUUCUGAAGAUAAUAUCAAAACUUUUCUAUUGACAGAGAGUUUGAACGUGAUGGGCAUUUCAUAUUGUGACUUUUAAUUAUUUUAUAUUCUGGGAAAAUGAUCCUUUUUAAACAAAAACUUAACUCUAGUUUUGUUUAUCUGCAGUAUUUUAAAUUUUAAUAUCAAUGAAGUAAAAUAAUAUCAAUAAUGGGCUUGUUAAUUUCUCUUCUAAACAGGUGCACUGUGUUGUUUUUAAACUUAAUUACUUAAGGGAAAAAAAAAUAUGGCAUAUAAAUGAAGAAAUUAGUUACCCAACCCAAACUUAUGUUUAAAAUGUAUGAUUUAAAGAUGUAAACCUCCUCCUAAUAGUUUCUGAUACCAUGAUAUACUAUUUUGUGAUGCUGUAACAUAAAUAUGGUAAUAUUAUAUGACUUGAUCAACGAAAUAUGCAUUUAUUUUGUACUUUGCAUUUAAAAAAACAACCACUGUUUAUCCCUUGUAUUAAUUAUUUCUAAGUACAGUAGGUCUAUUACAGGGGGUCGACCAUUCUGCAAACUGCCUUAUUUAGGUGGUGUCCCAAAGUAGAGGUUUCAUUGCAGUCUUCAUCAGGCAAUGAGGUCGGAUGGUUACGCAUAACCUUGUAAAGCACGAUGCUCUGCUGUGAUUGGUUACUUUUUAAUAGCUGUAAUUUAGUGCAUUUCAAUUGUCACUGUUCCAGUCAGAUGGCCAGUAUUUCCCAAAAUGUGGCAGUUGACCCUUUGAAGCCUGGCCUUCUGUCAAAUUACCUCCCCAGAGAGGAGACAGCAGAAAUUAAUUACACCUUCCAUUUCCUGCCCUGUUCGAUUGUUCUAGUCCAAAAGGGCAAUGUUCUUCAGGUUUUUGAGAAGAAGCUUGAGAAAGCCGGUUUCAAGAAAAAAAGAAGCGACUCAGUUUUCUGAGCUUAGAUACUCUGUUCACAAAACUGCCACCAAACAUGCAAAAUCGGAAAGCCGCAUGAUAAAGUUACAAUUUUCCACAACCACGCAAUGAUUUCUUAACCGUAAACUGCCGCAUGAAUACAACUGUGACCGCUAAAUGACACUCAAAAUUGGCUAAAACCACCAAACCACCAGAGUAUAAUAGACCUUCAGUACAUGUACAUGUAUUAUACAUGGUGCUAUUAAAAUCAAUGUUUAUAUUUUUCAAGGGCUAUAGAAAAAAAAUAUAUAUAUAUAUAUGUAGUUAUUAGUAAAAGCACUAAAGACAAUAUUUUCUUAUGGGAGCCCGAGAAAGUUAAUUGCAAAUUUCAUUGGAAUUGUGAAAACAAAGGUAAAAUUUCCUGCAUAAGAUUUAAUUUUGGUCUAUUGUUUGUGAAAUUCAACAUUUAUUUUCUUGGGCUCCAAUAAGAAAUUUCUUUGAUGUUAUUUAAGAUAACAAAUAACAUCUAGUUUUGAUGGAAAAAAAUUGGUGUUUUGGAUUGGUGAUCAUUUACGAGAGGUGGUUGCACAUGGAUAUUUGAGUGCAUAAAGAUAAGUUACAUCAAUGUUCCACUGUACAUUCUUGGCUAUUGUUUAACAAUGACAACAACAACAACAAUGUUUAUUUUGUGUGGGAUGCAAGAAACCCACAAAUCAAUAGUUAAUGAAAGUUAAGCUCUUGCCAAUAAAGAAAGCACAGCCACUUUGAUGCCAUGGAGGUGAGAAGAAGUUUUCAUUUAAAUGAUAAAAAAUGCCUCAAUCUUUUGAGUGUGGUUUAUGGCCAGGAAAAUAUGUUGAAGCUCAAAUUAAUCUGCAAAUUUAACAAUCGAGGUGAAUAGUGGCUGAAUAUAUAUACCAAGCCGCAAAGCAGCAAGGUAAACAUUCCUAAAACUGCUAUUCACUGAGAUUGAAAAGAAAAAUUGUUUUAGUAUAUACACCCAAAGUGAUCUCAACAAAAUAUGAGGAAACCAUUACAAAGUACUAUUUGAUUGAUGGAUCAAAUCACACAAACUUUAAAAAUAGAUCUUUGCAGAUUUUUCAAACAUUGCAAUUCACAAGUUUAUCACUUCACAACAGCGUAAUGGCUUAAAGGGAACCGUUAAAAGUUUAAAUUGUUUCCCUACCUGAGAAGAAAAGUAGAGCUUUGUUGUUUUCUGUUGACUCGCCAAGUUUAUAGCCAAAAGGGUAUGUUGUGUCAUUCUUCGCAUAAAGUGCUGACCAAAAUGGCGGCUUGGUUGCUUGAGGUAAGACGUCGUCUUCCUGUAACAUUGUUUUUCCUAUUUACUUAAAACGUAGAUUUUCUCCAAUCAUUUGCUGUCAAAGUAAUUUUUUUGUCAUAAAUAAAUUUCGAUUUUUGGGUCAAAUUUUCUUGUUAGGAAAUGCUGAGUUCAGGAGACGGCCUCUUCUGCGUGAAUAAACAGGAGUUGUAAACAAUCCAUCAAGCACAAAACGUAGCUAUAGUGAGUGGAAAAAUGUCGUUUUGAAUCCUUUUAAAAGUCUUUUCUUGCCUUAAAAAAGGUCAAGCCAGGAUUUUGUCAACUUUUAAAAGAUCAUUCUCUAAAAAAAGGGAAAAACACCGAGCUCACACAUUAUCCACUCGCUAGGAGGUGAAUAUUGUUGAAUAAUCUGAGAUAGCGAACCAAUCAGAUUGCUUAAAUCACCAAGAUCAAUGAGUGUGUAUAUACUAAUAAGAGAUAUUUUAGUAACAUAUUUAUUUUUAAACAAUGUGCAUUACUAAAAUUAUGAAGUAUUUGGGGCCAUUCACUUGUAAAGUAAACGGGAUCAUUAAUUUAUUAAACCAUGUUUUUGAACACUUCGCCAUAUCUUGGCCGCUAACAGCUGUUUGUUCAGCCAGAUAAAUAGUAACACAGUAACGUAAUAUAUAUAAAUUUGCUCAAGUAGUGUAGCUUAAGGUGUUCUUUGAUCCUGACCAAUUCAUUUGUCAUUUUCAUUAUGAACAUUCAUCUUCCGUGUAAUAACUAACAAAUAAAAAGGGUUUUUUUAAUUCUUCCUACAGCACUGAAUUUGGAGUCCCCAUUUAUGACUCAAGCUGUAUUUUCUUGUGAUGGCCAUCAACCAGACCGUAAGCUUCUGAAUUGCUACUCUAACAAAAAUAGCGCAUGACCCUUAACUUAUCCUGGUCGUUCAAAUAAAGUCUUGAUUGUCUUGUUCUUUUAAGAUAAGUAAUUGGUAAUAUUAUGAUUAGGAGACUGUUUAAACCAAGAGACCAAGAGGCAUAGUGUAAUAUCAAGAUAAUAUAACUAGUUUCCUGGCCAAGGAAUGCCCCUAGAUACAUGUAAGACAUCAUGAGGUAGGGUGGAGACAGAUAGUAGUUCCUCAAAUAACUACAUCAUUAAUCCCUUUGCCUGUGAAAGCCUCUGGUUGCAUUCUCUUUUGCUGAACAGGAAAUAAAAUGAAAUGAUCUUAAUUUUCAAUGCCUUAAAAUAAUACAUAAAGUUUCCUUUUUAAAAAUAACGAGUAUUUCUUUUGAGUGACCACUUGAAUUUAACCGUUUAAUCUCCAAUAUCAAAAUACAAAUUCUCCACAUAGUCUCCAUACAUUGAUAAAAGAUCAAAGCAUUUUCUCUUUGGUGAUAAUUUUAUUACCAAUCAUAACCUUUUCUCUUCAUGAUGUAUAGAUGUUGUUAGGAGAAAAUUGAUGUUGGUCAAUCUUGGCACUGAGAGAGUUAACCCUUUAAAUCGUAACAUCAAAAUUCAGAUUCUCAUUUGUUGCCCCUAUACAUGUACGUUUCCUAUAGAAGUAGUAGGGAGAAUUUGUUGAAGUAUCUGUGAUCUUGUGUAAUCAUGUCCUUUAUUCUCAUAACCAAUUUGUCUUGUAAAGCAUUCAUAGUACAAGGAGAAUUUUGAUGCUGAUCACUCUUAGAGCUUAAACGUACCAUGUGCACAUCUUUCUCUCUUUGCUAUUACUGAUCUGUCUCCCUGCUUAUGUCCACCAUGUACAGAUAGCCACCUUACUGUUGGUUUAUUUGAAUAUUUGCAAGAAAAUUCAAAUAAGUUAAAUUCAGUUUUAGGUAAAAACUGUUUUCUGGUUAAACCAAUGUUCACCCAAUUAGGAUUAAUUAGCUUUUAGCUAGGGCUCUAAUGUUGGUAACCUGGUUUGAAUACUAAUACAAUGUACAAGUCUGGAAAAAUGACCUUGUUACAACAUUCACUGUUUUGACAUUAUGCUAAUUUUUCCAAACUAAUGCCCAUCAUACAUACCUGCAUGGCUGGUACAUUUUAGGAUGAAUUUAAUUGCAUAUUUUGAAUGUAAGACAAUGGUAAUAUUCACAUUGAAUUGUACUAGACAUGCAGGUAUUUAUGGUGGGCAUUAAUUUGGAAAAAUUAGCAUAACAUGAAAACGGUGAAUGUUUGUAACAUGGAUUUUUGGCCGGUUGGUAGGCUAGGUUCGUCUUGAAAUUUCAAGGUGUUACAGUGAGUCAAUCUAAAUGAAAGUUUCAGACAUUGAUAUAUAUAUCAUGAAGAUUAUGUGAUGAGGUUGAUAAAGAAUUUUGUUGAGCUGUUUUAGAGAUAUUCAGAAAAGUGCUAAAAGUCAAAAUUUGGAAUAAAGUUGCACUUAGACAGGUGGUGAGAAAACAGGUUAGUUUUCAGGAUUACAAGAAAGAAAAUACACCAAAAUUUCCUAGCAUCAAAAUAUGAUGUUAAGAAGCCUUCUGACGCUACUUAUUUUGCGUUAUUUAGAACUUUUUUAUUAAACAUUUUAUUUAUGAAAAGUUUGAAAUAUAUUUGCAUUUUAUUUGAAUUUAAACAUACAGAAUUUUUUACUUCUCACAGAGGUUAUUUGCUAAACACCACACUUUAAGUUCCUGGUGUUGGAUUUGCAGUAGCAGGUCUAGUUAGCGCAAAAUGCGGAUUUUAUCGAUUUCAAAGUUUUUUGUUUAUUGUUGUCAUGGUGAUAUAGAUUUUACUGAAAACUACAUUUUGACUAACUUCAAUUCAUAGUCAAUCAAAGGUGAAAAGUUUGUAGCGGUCGACAAGGACAAAAUCACUUCUAAGACGAUUGAAAAACAUCGGUAUGGUCUCUCAAACACUGUAUCGCAACACCUCAAGGGAUAAUGAGUAGCAGAUAUUCUUCAAAAAGCAUAAUUUAUCUUUGGUCAAGUGGGAUUUUUGCUGUUCUUUCUAUAUUUUAAGGGAGUUUCAGCUUUUCUUCCUUGCAACACCUCUGAAAUUCCUAGCAUUUUCUCUAGCACUUUCUCUAAGUCUGUUUUCUUUUUCAUGGCACAGUCUAGGCUCUGUAAACAUUCUCCUUGAAGAUAAUAGGUGUCUUUUAUUUUGUUGUUUUGCAUAUUGACGAAUAUAACUUUUGAUGAAACUAGUUUAUCAGCGCUGUACUUUUGAUUACUAGAUUGUAAAACUUUAAAUUGCACAUUGGCCUUUUAAUUCUCCCUUGAAAAGGGUGACUUAAGCAGCAUUCCAGUUAAUUCUUUAUUAUUAUUAUUCAAGUGAGGAUCAUAUAGAUCAUAUAAGGGGUCACUAAGACCAUGUGCCAAUUUGUUUUGUUAUAUUUAACUUAACAUUUUAUGUGAAAGGUUUGAACCCAGGAGUCAUUUCAAAAGUAGGUUGAGUUUGAUUAUCUGGGUGAACGUAGUCCUGAAUAGGACUGUUGUUGUUGACAGUGACUGACAUUUCGAUAACCUGUGCGUUAAUCAUCUUCAGAGUCAAAGAGACUCUGAAGAUGACUACUGCACAGGUUGUCGAAAUGUCAGUCACCGUCAACAACAACAGUCCUAUUCAGGACUUCAUUCACCCAACCUGCUCUUAACAUUUUAUAUUUCAUCUGUCAGGUUACGAAGCCUUCUUUGUCAGGUCAUUGACCUAAACCCAUCUCUUAUCUGGAAAAGCACUUAAGUAAGCUAAGUUUAAACUUGGAGAAGGUGCUGAAAUAGAUAAGACAGCAAAAAAUAUUAUUAUUAUUGAAGCAUGCAAAUCCUUAACAUUCUGUGUACAAUUUUACCCGUACUGUGGCAGGUCCAUCAUACCAUGACACAAGUGGCAGUGCACCAAAUUUCUUACUUGCCUCUGGUGGAAAUGACAACCUUGUCAAGCUUUGGGACAUCUUUACUGCCUCAGGUAUUUAGCUGGAUCUUGUAUUUUCUUGCAUUACUGUGAUGUCAAUGAGUAGCAGCAGGUGAUAUCUUAAGUUAUUCGACAAAUUUGAAGAUACUCUAUUGUUGGUUGAUAGUUCUACAGUCAAGGAUUGUAUAAUGCAAGUUGCAUGGCUUGAAGUCAACAGACAAGAACUUUCAAGGCUGUGUUCUAAUGAGAGACCAGUGCUCUGAACCUGUGAAAUCCAAGGUGCCCAGCAUAGGAUUUCUAUGAAAAAGACCAAGAUUUUCUAGUCGCCAAUGAGCAAGAGUAAAACUGGCACCAAGGGCCACCAGGCACUAGCCCUUACGGAUCAUUAUUAUGUAUCUGGGAAACUGUCCACCUACCCCUCCCUUAAGCCAACAUUUUUCCCUAAGUGAGAAGUAAGUGUAAAAGUUGGCUCAGGGGAGGGGUAGGAGGGCAGUUUGCCAGAAAUGUAUAAUGAUCCUCACUUUCUUUAUUGACUGGUCAAAUUUGUGGAUUGCUGGUCAAAAGAAAGUCAUUUUUACAGCUUGCCAUUCAGGCAAGCUGAAGCUAACAUUUACUAGCCCAAACAUCAUUUUAACUAGCCCCAAAAAUGUUGUGACAAGCAGAUUGAUUUCACGGUUCUUCUGUAAUUUGAAUUCCUUGAAAACCUUCACUUGCCCGUUGGGCAAGUUUAUAACAGAAUUCACUAGCCCGAUAGCAAAAUCCACUAGCCCCGGGCUAUCGGGCACUACUUUCUUUGCACGCUGCAUUGUAAUAAAGUAAUUUUCAGUAUGAUAAUAGUCUUGUUCCCUUAGUGAUGUACAAUGUUUCUGUUUGCUAGUUCAUAAAGCACCAUCAGUCUUAUUUCACAAUCCCUACAUGAAGCUUUUUUGUAUUUACCAGUAGUUUGUUUAGUUGUUUCAGUGUUACUUGGUAUUUUUAUUCAAAGACAGACAAUGAAAAAGGAUAGUGUCCAAUAAAGAAUGUUUUUGACCUGAUGACUUCACUUAGCCUUAGUAAAAGUUGUUUCAAGUCCUGAAGGUCUAAAAUCUGGAACAUUGGGGAAACCCAUGCAAACAUGUUUUGUUUUGUCUUUAAGUGUUUGUUUCAUAGUCUUGUCAUUCAAUUGCAUCCUAUUCUUCUAAAUAUAGGAAUUAUAGUGGAACCCUGUUGAUACGGUCACCAAUGGGCCAAAAAAAUUUGGCCAUAUUAACGGGUGACCAUAUUAACCAGGUUUUUUUUACAAGAAAAUGUAUGGCUAUUUUGCCAGGUGGUAAAAAAAGUGACCGCAAUAACAAGGUGACUGUAUCACCGAGGUGGCCGUAAGGAGGGCUUUCACUGUAUUAUUACAGUUAUAAAUCAGUGGAUAGAGAUAAUGCAUUAAAAAAGAAAAUAAUAUAAUGCAUUAGAUUGGCAGUCUUACAGUGAGCCAAAUGUGCAUUUUGAACUCUGGCUCUUCCAAUUUGAUUUCAGCAUUUUCGGAAGAGUGCCAUAUCCGCAAACGCUGUUCAUUAAGUGGUCACCAAGGUCCUGUUUAUGGGGUUGCCAUGUCGCCAAAUGGAAAGAUACUAGCUUCGGGGUGAGUAGGCAAAUGGUGGCAGAUCACAUGAUUACGCUUGACAGUGAGUAUAGGCAUGGCAAUUAGUGGUUGCAGGUUUUGGAUCCGUUAAACUGUAAAAUAGCCUGUUUUGCGUUGGCCUUUACUGUAAGCAUUCCUGAAACAAAAGGGUAGGAGUGAAGCUGAAAAGAGAGAGUAAGAUGAGCACAGGAGAUUCAUGUACUUAAUGUUAAAAUGUCAUGCUGGCAUUUUGCAUGGUGCAAAAAGUGAUUAUGUUUUACUGUUGUCUACUUCUAAACCAGAUGGCUGUUGGUUUAAACAUUGGUCUACAUGUAUGUCAUGAUAUCCAGUGUAAGGCAGCUUUUUUCCUACUGAUUCUGUCAGAGUGAAAAAGAGAGAAGGGAAAUUGCCAUAGCAUCCCAGGAACAGUGCUCAAAUAACAUCCUGUCCUGGACAAAUAUACUUUUUUAUAACUUCUAAAGCUUCCUUGCCCAAUGGACAAGGGCUCAAGCAUAUAAUCCUCCACCAAAUUCAGCAAGCAAAAUGUGAGAGCUGCUUGCUCAAAGGACAAGCUGGUUUUACGUAUUUUGUUUUUCAAGUUCUUAGAAAUUCUUAAGUCUUGUGUUUUCAUUGUCUUUGGAAAAUGAUACUACAGUAUAUAAAUAACAGCUGUUGUUAUAAUCACAUAUUUUUAUGGCUUAAUUUGACAGGGGUGGAGACAAAUUAAUUAUCCUUUGGGAUCCUGUAAGUACAUGUACAACUAAAACGUGCUUUAAUACUGUUGAACCUAUUAUCAUGUAUACCACUACGAUGCCGAUGUCAGUUUAUUCAAGACACUUCAGUCGGUCCUGAAGAUACCUAUAUAUUUUUGUUUGACUUUAUAAUGUGCAGUGGUAUCUGCACUAGCUGCAUUGCUACAACUACAUGUAUAUGAUGAAAGCUGCAUAAGCCAUGAAACAGUGUCUCUGUUAUCUAAUUAUUGGGUUAUACUUUCUGUCAUCUUAAUUUGACUACUACCACUACCACUACCACUACCACACCCACUAACAUCUACCCACUAACCACUUUUAAUCUUUUCCAUUGAUGUUUUGUGCAGUGGUGCGUGGAAAUCAAUUCAAAACAAUGGAAAUUGAACAAGGCUGGAUAGACUUAUGUUGCUAAAGAAGCUAAUCUUACAUCUAUAAAAAUAAUUUCUGAUGUAUUCCUAAAAUUUCUUGUGUUUUAUAGUUGGCUGAGGUAUCAUUACUCACUCUGGAGGGACAUACAAGGUAUUGGGUUAACAUUAGUCACCCUGUGGUUGCCUUGAGUGACACGGAAACCUUAGCACUGCACUGAUCUUUUAUGUUGGGCCCCCUUAAGAUUUCUUCAUAUUACAACCUUGACAAAGUCUACCACUGAUAAUAUUUUGUGAUUGGCCAAGAAUGUGGAAUUAAUUUGUAUUUAUAAGUGUGUUUUUCAAAAAGUGUGAACAUUUGGGCAAAUGCAAUUUGAGCUUUUUGAAAAACACACCUCCCAGUGUAAAUUCCAAAUUGAACAAUAAAAGUCGUCUGAAAACUUUCAAAUGAUAUACUUGAAACGAUUACCUGCCCGGCUUUGUUUGGACACUUUCUGUGGCUUACUAGAUGUACAUUUGUAGUUGUUUGGCUACACCGUCAAAAUUUGCUUCAAGGAGCUGAAUUGCCUGUCCCUUGUUACAGAACAGGUACAUCCUUUCUCUUUCAAAUGCCUGUCCAAAGCUGUUUUCAAAACUUUGAAACUGUCGAACUCAAAUCGUCUUCUUGUUUUUUUUUUUUUGUUUGAAUCUUGGUGUAGAUGCGCUCGAGCAGUUUGUUGAGGUUGACAGACUAUAACUCUCAGUUUCCAAAGACAUUCCUUCCUAUUUUCUUCAAUUCUUUCAAACUUCAACUCAAAAUAAAGUCUGCUUUACAGUUCUUUUUUUUUCAAAUUAAUGAGUAAGUGUCAAUUUUUCAGAUAUGUUACAUGCUGUAGUUUCUCUGUGGAUGGUAACUGGCUAGCCACUGGAUCGAAUGACAGAACACUCAAGCUAUGGAAGAUCUGUCUUACAGAAAAUGGUAUUUCAUUUUCUAAUGUGUCUUUUAAAGAACUGUAUAAAAACAGUUGAAGGGGUGCACGUGAGUGGAAUUACAAAAUAUACAUUGCCUGUUUUGGAUACUUGUCUCUUUUGAAAACUCGUUAGCUAUCCUUCACGUUUUGUGAAAAGAGCACAAUCCUGUAUCCAAAGGUCCAAAGGCCAAAUGUAAACAGGAUGAUAUAACUCAGUUUUUUAAAAAUCUGUAUUUUAACAGGUGAACUGGACCAGUCUGGUGGAGUCAGUGUAAGAGAGAUUGAACAAAAUAAACCAACAGAAACACGGGAAAACCAGGUAGGGGUAAUGGUAUUUAUGCUUAAACAAGCAACAGAAACCUGUAUUGAACAAUUAGGAAACCAUUUUCGGCAGAAGUAUGUCUGACUCUAGCCGCAGCGGUAGAUUUUUAGCUGUACAUUCCUCACUCGUAACGUGAGCUUGGGACGCCUGUGAUCUAACGACAUUUUACGUCUGUUACUUGUUUUCUGUCAGUCACAGGAAAAUAAGAGAAAGAAACUUGUCACAUGGAGCACAGAUGAAGUGUGCAGCUGGCUUAUUUCUUUGGAACUUGAACUGUACUGUGAAACGUUCCGUCAAAAUGCCAUUGAUGGACAAGAGCUGUUUAAUAUGACAAGUGAAACGCUUGCUUCAGAUCUUGGUAUUGGUGAGUAUUAAUACUGUGUUGUGCUCUGUUGAUGUAAGCUCAAUGAUAGAUGCUGGAUGUAAGGGCUGUUCUCUCUGCUCAUCAUAAUCAUUUAAAUUUUACAAUAGACCAAUUCCAAUAUAUUAAAAUCCAUACUUAGCUGCGAGGCUUGAGUGAGUAAAACAAAAGAAAUCAUCUUGAGGCUCAGCAAUCAAUAAUACAUUUCUCUUGUUUUACAUGUAUUCCUCCAAGUCUCGCAGCCAAGUAUGAAUUUUAAUACAUCGAAAAUGGUCUGUUCUCCUCAGUCUUAUUGCGAGUAUCACUCAUUUUAGAUUCUCGUUACAUAUACAUUGUAUUAGUGUGGGUUUGUUCCAAAGCUAUAAGGCUCUGACACAUUAAUAACGUUUUGUUUCUAUCUAUCUAUCUAGAUCACGUGGAUGCCUUUUUGUAAUCCUUAACCUUGUUAAUUGUACUCAAUAGGACAAUUGUACGAUGACGAUAUUUGACUACAACUACCAGAAUUCAUUUCGGUUUUGCUUUGUUAUUUAAAUUUGUCAAUCCCGCUGAGGAUUAAAAGAACAAUAGCCUUAAUUUGCACAAGAAAACAACAAACUCAAGGAUUCUGGUAGUUGUAGUAAAAUGACGCCCUAUUGUUCUAUGGUCAGUUGAAGUAAUCCAGAUGUCAGGCCGUGUCAGGGAAUAGACCUUUUUAUCUUGUAUGUUUUGUUUCCCAAUUCAUAUCACUCUAUGUUCUCCGGGGAAUUUACCUUUUGUCUUUUCAUAGAUUAUGCAUACAGAUGCACGUGGAUACGCGUGCAUAAGACCACAUUUGAAAGAAACAGUUCUCUGGGGUACCAUCAGGUGGUCUGAAAUGGGAAACAAAACAUUCAAGCUAAAAAGGUCUUUUCAUCCUGCAUAUCCCAGAAUCCCACGAUAAGGAAAUAUUCAAACUACAUGUAUAUAUGUACCUCUUUGUCUUCCACUGCACUCUACGUUUGAACAUUGAACCGACAGUUUCUCUGUGUGAAUUUGCAAUCUGUUGCAAAACAUAAAAUGUGUCAUAGUCCAAUGAUACUAAUGCAGGGUGGUUGAAGGCGCAUUUUCUUGCCGUUGUUUUUGAUCAGUAAGGUUUUAUUUAACUCCUGAGAUGAACUUAAAGCAAAACCGUCGAUAAUAAAAUGCUACGUUGGAGACCAGAAAACAUGUGAAUUGUCCAAUCGUCAUCAUCAUCAUUCUAAUCAUUGUAUGAACAAUUGUAGUCCGCAUUACGAAACUUUUCAUUACUCAAUUUACAAACAAAUCCUUCGUUCGCUUGUACAAUUUUGAAUUCACUCGUUCACUGUGCUCACUCGUUCAUUAGAAAUUUCUCGCAUCAUGAAUUUAAAUCAUGCGUGGGGUGCUCACCAGCCACGAAGUAUUUAUUUCACUGCAGAAAGAUAGUCUGUGUCAGAAGCAUGCUUCUGUCUUUAUAGCUGCCUCCAUUUAGGGGACUGGGGCGGGUGUACACAGGCUACCUAAAGAGUUUUUAUACCAGUUAUGGGCAAGGGAUCUUCAUAAAUUAUAAUUGUGGAAUCCCUAAGUCAAACCUAAGAGGUCAUAACGGUUGAUUUUCAGGUCCAGUAGGUCACCGUAAUAAGAUAUUACGGACAAUAAAGGAUAUCAAGAAACAAGAAUUGGAAGAAGACUUUCCUGAUGAAUUCUUAUGUCCUAUAACAAGAGAAGUUAUGUCUGAUCCAGUUAUUGCUGCAGGUAAGCAUAAUUCACUCUUGUUAUUGCAUAACUAACAAAUAAUUUACUUCCUUUACACAGAGGAUCAUUUAAGAAAUCAUCUCGGCCUAGUUAGAUCCGUGGUUAGAUUAUAAAGCACCACGCUAACGGCGAACACGUCAUGUUGGCUAGCCUUUUUUCGUUUGCCGCUCCUUCCUUUGUAAUUUGUCCGUCGACACGGCAGAACUGGAAACUUGGAAAAAUAAAUAGAACUGGAAAUUGUCUAAAAUAUCCGAAAAUUUAACCAGGUAUUGACUAAAUGUUUCUUUAAUUCUAAAUUUUUCUUUUAAACUAAGUAAAAUAAGCUUACCUAUGUUUCAUGGCAAAUGUUCUCGGCGGCCAUUCACUGUGAGUGGACAAAAAGGUACAGAACAGAGAAGUUGUCAUCUUUUUUCGCUCAAAUUUGAAACUCUUUUAUACUCACGUGUUCGCGUUUCCUCCACUAAAAAACGUGAAAAAUGUCCUUCUCGCGUUGAAACGGCGGCCGGCAAACGGCAAAUGCGGGAAAUGCAGGUCACGUGAUCCUCCGUUCCGUUUGCGGGGAAAAAAAAAUAGGCAGUGCUUUACGUAUCUGAGAUCAGUAGAGUAGUAGGCAAGUUAACGAAAGUAGUAACUGAUUUUACUGGUUACUAUCUUACUCUAAGAGCUUUUCUUUUCUUUAAAAUCGUCACUGCUAUCAUUAGAAUCCGUCUUUAUACAUAAUAUGCCGUUAAAAUGACUUCAAAACUGAUCCUGAAAAUUCAAAUCUUUUGAAAGUUUGGAAUGCUUAUGACAAGUUGCAGUAGGAAAAUAAAUUUGCUUUAAUAGAUAUUGCACAGUCGCGAUGACAAAAACUAUUUCUUAGAGACUUCGUUCUAGCUAGUUGUAAAAUGAAGCCGAUUUCUUUGUUUGGCGAAGUGGUACAGGGACCAAUUUGAUAAAACGUUUACAAGUGUGGCUAUUGUUUUCAUACCCUAAAAAAAUGGCUACACUUGUAAAUUACACUUGAAAAAGUUAUUUAGUUUUGUUAACUUGGCCCCAGGCAUUCCUCUAAGAAUAAGUGCUAAAUAAUCGAGGGAAACGCCUGUCCGCGCACUUUUUAUCUGAUGUUUAAUUAAGCGGACUCUUAGGACUCUACAUACUGCAGGAUAGACUUGGUUUCACUGUCACAUUUUGUUCCAGUCUCGCUGCGCCUCUUUUGAAGCCGUGCCAGCGAACUGCUAUCUCUCUUCACUAAGAAACUCUCUAAAACUAUCAUCCUCGGAGACCCAGGGGCAGUUAGACGGGUCGAUAAAAUUAAUGUUCGUGGUGAAAGUUUUCUGUAAGAUCGCUCGUCUCGAUCUUACAGAAAACUUUCACCACGAACAUUUUGUCGACCCGACUAACUGCCCCUGGGUCUCCGAGGAUAUAAAACUAUAUGACAAGCGCGAAACAUGAAGAUUGAAAAAUCUAUUUCUGUAUUUACUUAAUAUAUAUUUUUUAAUAGAUGGUUAUACUUACGAGCGUGCCAGUAUACAAGAAUGGCUGACGUCAGGUCGGUUGACAAGUCCCAUGACCAAUGCACCUCUGAAGAGCAAUGUACUGACGCCAAAUAGGAUGCUUAAGCUGCUCAUACAAAGACAUUUUGAUGCCUCUCUAACUAUUGACGUUUAA
Messenger RNA from Porites lobata, 14480 nucleotides. Lineage: Eukaryota; Metazoa; Cnidaria; Anthozoa; Scleractinia; Poritidae. The record is from the annotation of a GenBank genome assembly.